ACCAUCUCUCCAUCCGCGCUGAUUAAGACUCAGCUAGACUUAGCUAGCCACUACACACAUAUUUCGAUGUUCAGUUUACGAAAUUAGGCGGUAUCGUUUUAAAUUACUCCUGUGUGGAAAUAAAGUCCUGCGAAAGUGAGUCUUAAAACUCGACGUUGUUCGGGGAUGUUAUAUAUUUAUUCACAUGGGUCUUGGAGGAAGAAAUAUUGACUUCAUUAAUUUUAAUAUUUUACAAUAAUUCCACAGAAAAGGGGAAUUGGAUCCUCCUGUUUUUUUUUUUUUUUUUUUUAGAAACCGCUGCCGCUCCGGUUAUUAGGCUAUGGGACCGUGCUGUAUAGUUUGGAAUUACAGGACCUGGUUGGAUCGCCCUAAAUGAAGACUAGCCACGACGCCGGGAGCUGAGCGCUACAACUUGCUGUGAUGAUGGGGUCCAGUCGCUGGUGCACCGUACUGCUGCUGCUGCUUCUACUAGGGACAGCGUGCCCGUUGGCUCUAGGACAACAGGACAACUCCCGAAGCACCAAAAGCAUUGAGAGAACCCCCCCCAAGUCCUUGGGGAUUCUAGAGGGACAGGGGGUGUCACCUCUGGGUCGCUGGAUGUUACAGACUAGAAGCCGAGUGGCUAAUGCCACAUCCUUGGAACUUCCCUACCGCUCUCCCAUCCCCUUCUCCAAGCAGGAAUUCUGGGAGAUGCUGGGGAGCGACCUUCGACCCGAUUCCAUCUCGAGGGUCAAACGACGGCCCAUCGUCAAGACUGGCAAGUUCAAGAAGAUGUUCGGCUGGGGGGACUUCUACUCUAACAUCAAAACGGUGCGCCUCAAUCUCCUGAUCACGGGCAAGAUCGUGGACCACGGGAACGGCACCUUCAGCGUUUACUUCCGGCACAACUCCACUGGCCAGGGCAACAUCUCCGUCAGCCUGGUUCCCCCAGUCAAGGCCGUGGAGUUUGAUCUGGAGCGGCAGAGUGUGCUCUAUCCCAAGGACUCCAAGAUCUUCAAUUGCCGGGUGGAGUACGAGAAGGUGGACCGCAACAAGAAGACCUCGCUGUGCAACUACGACCCCUCCAAGACCUGCUUCCAGGAGCAGACCCAGAGCCACGUCUCCUGGGUCUGCUCCAAGCCCUUCAAGGUCAUCUGCAUCUACAUCUCCUUCUACAGCACUGACUACCGUCUGGUCCAGAAAGUGUGCCCAGACUACAACUACCACAACGAGAUGCCCUACCUACCUUCUGGAUAGAGGCAACAGGGCUGGAGGAACUUCCUUUGUGAGAACCUGCAAAGGAUCCUCUUGAAUAUUGUAAUUGAGGACUGGGGGGAAAAAAAGUACUAGAAGGACUAUGUGUUGUAUAUAUGUGUGCAAGGUAAUGUGGUAUAACAGGACUGGGAAACCAAGAGACUAAAGCCGAAGGUUGGGGGGGGGGGGGUUGGUUGUGGUCUAGUGAUUCUAUUUGAAGUUAGCAUGGUCAUGCUAAUUUCAAAAAAAGCAGAGUGAUUCAGGGAUUGGAGCUGAGGCAUUGUGCGAAAGGUAACGUGACCUAGUGUCUAGAGCCGAGGAGCAUGUAUGCAUGUGCCCUAAACUUCAGAUUUGCAUACAUGAUCUUUUUAUGCAAAUAUGAUGUUUAGGGACAAUCAAAUACAAAUCAAAAUGGUUUACUGCUGUGACUGAUGUCUUUGUUCACACAAUUACUUCAAGCAGCCUGGUGCCUUUUUGGUUCUGAAUUUCACAAUACUUACUAUGUGCUACUAGCUCUGUACUGUAUAUCUAUUAAAACGUGAAUACUGUUCAGUAUGUAUCCCUCUAACUGGAUCUCCUUUCAGCAUUAUUCAGUGUGUGUGAAGCAGUGAAGGUCAGCACACAGCUCAUGUAAUGGUACCAGAGCUGAAAUUCAUGGAAAAAACUAGAUGUCUGAGAAGUUCAGCUAUCAUAGAGGUUAGACUAGCUGUGAACACGACCACCAGAAAAUCCCAAGUAGAGAUCUUAGUUGAGCUGUCUUGUGGUUGCAGUCUCCUCAGUCUGUACUACUUUGCUAGCUUGCAUUCAAGCCCAACACCCAAACCAUUGUGCCAGCUUAGUCCUCAGCUGGAAGGGCUAGACUGUCUUUUAAGCCUAGCUUGUCUAUUGAACUAUCGGGGCUGACAUUUAAGAAGUGCAAGCAAAGCGUGACAGUCAAGAGAGUCAAAUUACAAAUCUGAACUGUCUUUAAAACAAUGUGAUGACAUUUCCAGUGCAGUUUCCUGUUGAAGUCAAAAGCAUCCUAAAACCACUUCAUAAACAUCUUAAAUAUCUCAAGAGAUCUAAUGACAACCAUUCUGGUAUUCAAGUGUAGCCAAGGACCAGUCUGUCCCUCAGCAAUAAUCUGUAGUCCACACCUUGAACCCACUUUUAAGGAUCCCCUGAUUCACACUACAAAGCAUUAAGAGACUAGUAUUCACAAGUCUAGUGUGGGUACUGAGGGACAGUGUGGUUUAAAUUGCUUGGAUUACUGUGAUUUUCUCUAAGAGCGUUAAUCAUGGAAAUACAAGGUGCAUGGCAUAACACUAUGUAUUGCCAAAACCUUGGGAGUGUGUUGUGAAAACUUCAGGUUUCCCACCUGCUACUUACUGAAGUUCUCACUAAAGGGUGUUCCUAGUUCUUGAUAGAGACACAUGGCUCAGGAUCUCUUCCAGCAGUCUUUUGGGGUUCGAAUCAUUUUUCAAAUUCUUGUUUUUAUUACAGCUCAUAGUGGACACCUGAUCAUAUGACUUGGCCCCUGUAACAGCUAAGUCUCUUUUCCCUUUGGUAUACAGUAUGCAAGUCCUCCCAGUAUGAACAUUCUAGCUGUACACAAUACACAUGCAUGCUUAGAAAAUUAUGGUGUAUUGUUAGUUCCGAAUGGUUAAACAGUAUGUAUAAAGCAAUAAUUCAAUCUGUAUUUGCAUAACUUCAAAUGCAAAUUUAGUGCAUACACGGAAACCUAUGAGGUCAACUCAUUAAAAAAGCAUCCAGCAUCACCGUAUUGUGUAAUAACGUCGAAAGGCAGUCCCUCAUUCACUUCCCUCUCCAUUAUUCUUUAGGCUUUUCACAAGCUUUUUAUUCUUUGACCUUCAUGCACGAAAUUUGACUUUUCGUGCAUGAUUUAUUUUCACUGUUGCUUUAGUAAAGUAUUGUUAGUCUUCUUCUCGAGUCUUUUCACCACGUUUGACAAUUUUUCUACAUUUGCUUUGGCUCGUUUGUUGUUCUUUGCAAGGUCAUUGAUUGUCGAUUUGCCUUCAAGCAGCAGACACUGCAGCACAUGUUGCAUAGUCUGAGACUCAGUGCCGCAAUCGCAGGUGGCUGAGCAGGUGCUAUAGCCCCACUUCCACAAUGCUUCCUUCCAGCGUCCGACUCCACUGCGCAGGCGGUUGAGACAUCGCCCCCUCUGCCAUGAUUCAUCAGCCCCUGUAUAUAGUAACAUCCAGGGAUGGAGCCUAGAGACCCCGGACUGAUUAUUAUAUUUCUAACUGUACACCUCAAAAAUAAAACCAAGAUUCUUACAAUCCUCAUAAUCACAAAUACAUCAGGUCAUCAGGCAAAAAAUAUAUGUGAUGAAUAGAUGAUGUUUUUUUUUCGUAUUAUUUCAGACAUUUACAAAUGACUUUUUAGUUCUGUUGCUCUCUAAAUUGUUAUCAUUUUCUCUAUAGCUACGUUUCACUGGUAACACUUUACAUUAAGUGUCUCUAAUUACUGUGUAUUUACAUACUAGUUAUGUGUCAUUAUUAUGCAGUUACAAUGUACUUACUAGGGCUGCUACGAUUAAAUCGAAAAUUUAUUUUUAGAUCGAUUCCAUUCCUCAUUAUAUACAUCGAUAUAAAUACUGGAUAAUCGAUUAAAUAAUUACAUUUUUGAACGCGCAUAGUUAAUAACAUUAUUUAAGUCAACGAAACUGCACCGAACGCCCCUGCCUUUACAUUACUUCUGCAACAGACAAGCAGUGGGCGUGCUCUUCUUUUCCUGCUCGUGUUAACUAGCAUCUGAUUUUCUGGUCGCAUCCUACCAGCGAAUCAGUUUUGAAAAUGCUUUGCAAGUACGCCCCUCUGUGUAUACGCUAUAAAAAUGAAAGGCGCGCCACCUUGAAUCCAGAGCAGGUUGACAGGCUUGUAUUUUUGGCGAACAGGCUGUAAAUAAAUUGUGCAAAUUGAAGAAAACUGACUGUAUAUAGUUUGCACUUCUUUGGAGUUUCAAAAUGAACUGGUAUAUAAUGAAUAUUUAAUAAUAUUCAAUAACGCUAAAAGUAAACAGUGCUGUUAAACGCAAUUUUGGAGUAAGGAUCAGCGCUUGACCUAUAGCGAGUCUGCAUGUUGUGGUAAGUAAAUCAAUCUGUUAUUAUUAUGAUGAUGAUGAUGAUGAUGAUGAUGUUUUAGGCAGGGAUUUCUGCAUUGUGUUUCACAGAUAAUGAAGGUUAGGUGGUACAGUAUUAACAAGAUGCAAUGCGUGAUGCUGCAGCUGUCACUCAAAAAGUCGUGUCUAGUUUAUAUAGAUUAUAUUUCAAAGUACUGUAAUCUGUUUGGAAUAAAUAUUUUAGUAACACCCAGUAGUAUGUUAAAGUUGUAGGGCUUGUAGCGAAUAUUGUUUUUUUUUUUUGUUUUUUUUUUUUUGUUUUUUUUUUUUUUCUCUCCUGACGCUACCAAGGCGUAAUUGCCGCUCGCAUUCAAUUGUUGUGCACAAGCUUUUACUUAACAGCAGUGAUAUUAAAAUAAUAACGUUGCGGGGAGAUGAAUGGAGCGAAAAUGUAUGUGGGCAGUACAAUCAUCGAUAUUUAUUCGAAUGAUUGUAUUUUAUGUGCCGAAGUAAACGAUUGCUAUUUUGAGGCUUAACUGACAGCCCUAGUACUUCCUAUGUAAGUCUGUUUGCACCAUAUAUGUAAGUACAUAAUUGUAUCAGAAAAGGGUUAGGGUUCAGUGUAGGGUUAAAUAUGUACACAUUAAGUACAUUAUAACUAUACAUAAUAACAUUGUAAUGACGUUUAAGUGCAUAACUUGAUCUAUUAGGCUGAUCUAGGCUAUGUAACAUAUAUCUAUGGCAAACACUGUGAACUUGGGUGAAAGCAUCCUAACAAUUAAAAAUGAAAAAGUAAGUGAGUAAUUACAACAUAACCCACUCAGAAUGAUUGCAAAGACCAGGCAGGCAAGGGGACAGGAACAAACAAAGAAGGAAAUGAUGACACUACUGACACUAAGCAUAGAAACAUUCUGACAGGUCUCUACUGUUUCUUCACUUUCACACAGGUGAAGCCGUUUACCCUGCCUGUUCACUUCCUCUGUAGCAGGUAAUGUGACCCCACCUGAAACUUACACUCAAGUGCAAAGCUGAAUGAGGGAAACUAUGAAUGGUUUAUUGUGAAUUUAUUGUGUUCGAAACAAGAUCAGGCUUAUAAAUUGCUAGCACACCAUUUGUCCCACCUACUGGAAUUUAAUGCAAUCGCACAGAAUCAAAUAUUCCCAGCCUAUUAAGAUGUCCCCAUGGUAAACUGUCACUGCAUUUAGAAGUAGAAAAGGGGAUUCCUAAACUGUGUUCAGGGCUUCCUUAUUCCAUUCCUGCCCUCCUCUGUGUGCCAGGUUUAAAUUGGUGGCAUGGGUUAACUUCUGUAUCUUUGCUAUUCAGGUCUUGAUAUAGAGCUGGUCCUAGCAAGCUUUAGAAGAAUUGUCACUGGCUGUGUUUUUUUUUUGUCUUGGUUCUGUCGAUAUUCAGAUUUAUUUUUUAAUACAACACUCCAGUGGUCUGAAUAGAUCAUGUGACCUAGAGCACAGGAAGUUGCAGUAACACCCUGAAAAGAUGUUCCGCACAACACUAAGGGGGCAUGAUAAUUUGGCUAACGCUGAUAACUGAUGCUUUUCUUGAAGCAGGUAUGAAAUGAGUCUACGUUUUAAUAUUGAUUUACUUUACCUGAGAGAAUUCAAAUAAUGGAGCAUUUCCUCGUGAAAUGUAAACUGGUGUUGGAAACUUGGCACGGCAGUUUGGUUUCCAUCAAUGAUUUUCUUGUCGCAGCAGAAGGAUAGCCCUAUUCCCUGUAAGGGGUAAGAAGAUGGUUUCCAAAGCCUCAGUUAUAUUGUUUUAUAGUUUUCAGAAAGGGACUAAUGGAAACUAAUGUUAACAUUAAUUAUUUUACUUCUUGGCAACUUUGUCUUAUUUUUCUAUUAUUAUUAUUAUUAUUAUUAUUUAUUUCUUAGCAGACACCCUUAUCCAGGGCGACUUACAAUUGUUACAAGAUAUCACAUUAUUUUUACAUACAAUUACAUUAUUUUUUUUUACACAUUAUUUUUACAUACAAUUACCCAUUUAUACAGUUGGGUUUUUACUGGAGCAAUCUAGGUAAAGUACUUUGCUCAAGGGUACAGCAGCAGUGUCCCCCCCUGGGAUUGAACCCACGACCCUCUGGUCAAGAGUCCAGAGCCCUAACCACUAUUCCACGCUGCUGCCCCUGAAACGUUUCUUACAUAAUAAAACUAUUUGUGGCUGUCUGGGGAUUUUUAUUACACAUUUACAGAAAACGCUAAUAGAUGUCACCGGCGUAAAUAUCUAGCAAACUCACAGGCAGGUUUAGAGACAGACAUUCAUGUAUUGUGGAGCUGAAGCCAGUUAUUUGAACCUUGGAGUAUUUGAAUAAAGGGAGGGCAGCCCUUUUUAUGUGUCUUACAAUUAGAUGUACUGCCUUUAAUGUCAGUAAAUAAAUCAAUUCAAUCACUGCUGCGUCUGUCUGCAUCACUUCUACACAUGUUCACCACUGUGUCCACAGCUCUCCAUAACAUCAAGCACUGGCACCUUGCAAGUAAGUGGCUUCCAAUGACAUUUCCAGAGUUACUGUUCCCUUAUGUUUUUAUGAUGCUUGCAGUCAUUCCGAGUGGUUCUUAUUGCAUAUAUAUAAGGCUUCUGUUUUUCGGGUUUUAUUAAUUGUAUUUUUCAGUGCUUAUUUUUAGCUAUUUUUGAGUUUCUGUAAAUCAAUUUUUUUCUGGGCUUUCGUUUUUGAUAUACUUUAUGAAAUUAGUGUUUUCGGUUACUUUCCAAAAUGCUUGAGCGUUUUUUGUUUUUUUUUUGUGUGUGUGUGUGUGUCAAAAUAUUUAUAGUAACUUGACAGUACUUGCACACUUAAGUUGUACCUUCUUUCCUUUGCUGUCUUCCACAACAAAAUUCCUAUGAUCACAGACACAGUCUUCUGGGGUUUUUGUGUGUAUGCAUUUUUGUACAUUUCACCACAAUUCUGUUUUAAAUCCUCCGUGUCUUAACUGUAAUACAGCUUUAAAUCCCGCUAACAAGCCUACAUCCUGAUUGUAAUCUUGUUUUAAAUCUCGCAAGCGAAGUCUCCAGUAGAAAUGUAGGAAUGUGCUGUCACUCAGUAGUUUGGGGUGGGUUUAAAGUAUUCAGAACUAAUCAAUGAUAGAUACAAGUCAGGAAAGCGUGACAUUGCCCAGCAGCACAGGAAAAUGUAUUUAUUAUUUUUGUAGUAGGUUUUAUUUUUUUAAAUGUGAAAAGGGUAAAGUCACGUGAAUAGAUUAACCAUUUCCACAGUCUUUCCGGUGUUUAUUGGCUAUCCACCAAUUUAUUUUUUUUUGUAUUGGAGGUGUUUUAUCUGUUAAAACCGAAAAUUAGAAGCCCUAUAUAUAUGUUGGGUUUGUUUUUCAUAUUACCGGGCAGUGUUGGGUGAUGGAUGUGUUAUGGAUUCUGACCCCUGGUGGUGAGAUGAGGUUGAAAGCUCUGUAACCACAUCUGCGGAUGAGUCUGGCUCUUUUGCAUGGUGGUUAAGGCGCUCGCUUGUGGUGUGCAUGGUCACCAAUUCGCACCCUGCCACACUCUGGUUUCAUGUGACUGAUCUAUGACUGGAAAGGGAUCGUUCAUUCAUUCAUUCGCAAUGAUCAAGUGCAGCUGGUUACAGGAUCAGUGCACAAUGAAUGAGAAGCGAGAAAUGAGUUCUUGUUAAAUUGGAUGUAAAGCUCGGGUUAUUCAGGAUAACAAGCUUGUCAGCAGAACUUUAUUUUUUGCAUGCGAACAAUCGACGAUGCUUGAUUUCUGUGUGAAACUGUAAGUCGUUGAUUAUUGUUUUUGUUCACCGAGUUAAUUCUGUAUAAUGUACAUAUGUUAACUUUUGCCAUUUAAGCCGUAAAAUUAGACAGUACAAGCCAAUAACUAAAAGUAUAGUCAACAGUUUGUGCACAGUUUGUGGUUGGAUUGUUUUCGUAAAAAUAAUGCUGUUAUUUUAUUAAUUCUUAUUUCAAGCGAACUAUACUAGUUGUACCGAGUUUGUACAGUACUGUACACUGUAAUCGUUUGAUUCAAUGCCGUUCUUUGAACCGUUUUCUUAAGAACAUUUAACUAAAAAAUAAACAUAAACAUUGUAAAUACUGUAAUACUGUAAACGUGUGAGUUCUGUUACUUAUAUGCAUGUUAAUGCCAUGGCUCAU
This is a messenger RNA of Acipenser ruthenus (sterlet), 8411 nucleotides long. Its product is annotated as neurexophilin-1-like. NCBI's taxonomy places the organism in Eukaryota, Metazoa, Chordata, Actinopteri, Acipenseriformes, Acipenseridae. Gene Ontology annotation, molecular function: signaling receptor binding. The transcript is spliced from 2 exons. The record is from RefSeq and is a predicted model, not a curated record. The coding region runs from base 421 to 1236 and encodes 271 amino acids.